GGCUCUGUCCUCCACCCUCCGACGCCAGGACAGAGUGAGCUGCAGGGCUGGCCAUGGGUUCCCAUCCCAACCCUCUCCUGGUCCUCGUGCUCUGCCUGGCCCCGGCCGUCCACCUCGGGGACGGGGCCCCGCCCGCACCCUCCAUCGGGGCCGAGCCGGGGCCUGUGAUCCGCCGGGGACAGCCUGUGACCAUCGUGUGCCGGGGCCCAGCUGGGGCUGACCUGUUCCGUCUGGUGGAAAAGGAGAAUCUGUCUGCUUAUUGGGAUCAGGAAAUCUCUUCUCCACAUGGCUCACAGGGGACAGAGGCCAGAUUCCGCAUCCCUGCAGUGAAUGAAGACACGGCUGGGACUUAUCACUGCCUGUAUCACAAAGUGACCAAUUCAUCGCAGUGGUCUGCGCACAGUGACCCCCUGGAACUGCAGGUGACCGAUGAGGACGUCUCCACUCCACCUUCAGCUCCAGCCUGUGACGCACGUCCUCCUGAUUCCUCACUCCUAGGAGACACACGGACAAAUUCCCAGGACAGUAACAAGAGCAGCUUGUCGACAGAGCAUAUUUACAUUCUUGUCGGGAUCUCUGUAGCCUUUGCCCUUUGCCUCCUCUUCCUGGUCCUCCUUCUAGUACAUCAGCAGCGUCAGAAAAAACGCGGACCCCCCGGGAGCAAGGGCAAGGAGCCCGCGCCCCAGGAGAGGCGCAGCCCGACUGCUGACGUCAUAGAGAGCACAGCAGAUGUGGCGGCAGCGGAUACAGUUCCUGAGAAGAACAGAGACACGCACAGCCCAAGCCCUGCUGCAGGAGACCCCCAGGAGGUGACGUAUGCCCAGCUGGACCAGUGGGCCCUCACACGGAGAGCCGCUCAAGACGCAUCCCCACCGACCAUGGAGCCCACAGGCGACUCCAGCAUGUAUGCAGCCCUCCCCAGACGCUGACUUCAGGACCGCCCGGCCUUUGUUCCCAGAGACACGGGAAGUGACUCUUGGAAAGGCCAGUAACAGCCACUUGUAGGAUUUCCCUAUGAAAAUAUCCCUGUCUUGAAAGUCAUCUUGGCAAUUGUUCUGGAGGCAAGACCUGGAGUCCAAGACCCCUACUCACCAUGUAGGAGGUUAGCUAACCGGGUAACCCCUCCUCCCAUCAACCAGUUCGGAGGAGCUCCCUUGGAACACUUGUGUCCACAGAGCUAUCUACUGGCAGCUGACUGUUUCCAGAGGCCCAGCAAGUGUUGUCUAGCAGUUUCUAGAGACCCAGCUCUUUCCAGCAGUUUCCAGGGACCCAGCUAAUGUUGUCCAGCAGUUUCCAGGGACCCAGCUACUGUUGCCCAGCAGUUGCCAGGGACCCAGAUGAGGUGGUCAAACCAGCUGUCCCAUCAGGUUAAAAUGAGCCUUCACCCUGAGAACUGCUAGGGGGCGCAAGGGUCUGUUCGCAUUAACUUUGCAUUAUUUUUUAAUAGCAAAAAGGAGAAACCUGCAUGCCUGUUACAAGCCUCGCAUUAAAAAAAUGUUAUCCUAUAUUAAAGGAAUAUAUUUAAAAUUUCAA
This is a messenger RNA of Pteronotus mesoamericanus, 1533 nucleotides long. Its product is annotated as leukocyte-associated immunoglobulin-like receptor 1. Lineage: Eukaryota; Metazoa; Chordata; Mammalia; Chiroptera; Mormoopidae. Gene Ontology annotation, cellular component: plasma membrane. The transcript is spliced from 9 exons. The record is from RefSeq and is a predicted model, not a curated record. Bases 54 to 929 code for a protein of 291 amino acids.